Elaeis guineensis (African oil palm) is the source of this 2362-nucleotide messenger RNA. The record is from RefSeq and is a predicted model, not a curated record. Lineage: Eukaryota; Viridiplantae; Streptophyta; Magnoliopsida; Arecales; Arecaceae.
UUUCUUUGUCGUUUUGUGUUACAUGUUCUCUUUCCUUCGAUGCUUCGUCGGUCCCCUCCCCCUCCCCGCCCUUCUCUCUCCGUUUCUCCCUUCCGUAGUCCCCUCUUCCUUUUAAAAAAUGUUCCCGCUUCCUUGUUCCUGUCUGUCUCCCAAAUAGCAAGCCCAAGGGAACAAACACCGACCCCUCUAACAUCCCAAAAUCCUAUCACGCUACUCAUAAAUUUGGAACCACAUCACUACUCCGAGACACACAUAACCUUUCCUCCUUUGAGAUGUCCAUCCCUCCACUAAGAACUACCUCCAAAACCCUCAGCCCCACAGCCCAAAGAAUCCUCCACUCCCUCAACACCUGCACCUCCCCAUCCCAACUCCUCCAAAUCCAAGCUCAAAUCCUCCUCCACAACCUCCACCCCAACACCACCAUCGCCUCCUCCUUCAUCGACACCUGCCUCUCCCUCGGCCAUCUCUCCCCCGCCUUCGCCCUCUUCUCCUCCCUCCGCCGCCCCCACGUCUUCGUCUGCAACACCCUCAUCCGCGCCGCCCUCCUCCUCCCCUCCUCCUCCUCCCCUCCCCCCCCUCCCAUCUACUCCCACAUGCUCCAAUCCUCCGUCCCCCCCAACAACUACACCUUCCCCUUGCUCCUCAAGUCCCUCCCCGAUCUCCAGCAAGGCCGGAUGAUCCAUUCGCAUGUCCUCAAGACCGGCCUUUCCGCCGACAUCUAUGUCCAGAACUCAUUGCUAAAACUCUACUCGUCAUGCAUCGACAUGACGACGUGCGAGCAGCUGUUCGACGAAAUGCCUGUGAAGGAAGUCAUUUCAUGGACUACGAUGAUCAUGGGAUACAAGAAUUGCGGAAGGCCGGAUGAGGCCUUGAUCGCCUUCGAGCGAAUGCAGUUUGCCGGCGUGUGGCCUAACCGUGUCACUAUGGUCAAUGCUCUCACUGCGUGCGCAUCCCACGGUGCACUUGAGAUGGGUGUGUGGAUUCAUGACUAUAUAAAGAGGAGCGGGUGGGAAUUGGAUGUGAUCUUGGGGACUUCUUUGGUCGAUAUGUAUGGGAAGUGUGGGAGGGUGGAUGCUGGUGUGAAUGUUUUCUCGAGCAUGAUGGAGAGGAAUGUGUACACCUGGAAUUCGCUUAUAAGAGGUCUUGCAUUGGCUAAGAGUGGCGAGGAGGCAUUGAGAUGGUUCUUUAGGAUGGAGCACGAGGGAGUGAAACCCGAUGCAGUUACUCUGAUAGGAGUUUUGUGUGCUUGCAGCCAUGCAGGGUUGGUGGAGAUGGGUCAGCGAAUCUUUAGUUGGAUGGUGAGCGGAAGAUAUGGGUUUUAUCCCGGAGUAAAACACUAUGGAUGCAUGGUUGAUCUCUUGGGACGUGCAGGCUUUCUCAAUGCAGCAGUUGAGUUCAUAGAGAGGAUGCCUUUCAAGCCAAAUAUGGUCAUAUGGGGGUCACUGCUGAGAGGUUGUAGAGCUCAUGGGGACUUGAGGUUGAGCGAGCUUGCAGUGAAGAAGCUUGUGGAGUUGGAGCCUGCAAAUGUUGCGCACUAUGUCUUGCUGUCUAAUUUGUAUGCUGAGAGUGGGAGGUGGAGGGAUGCUGGGGAGGUGAGGAGGUUGAUGAAGGAAUGGGGCCUGAGGAAGGAUGCUGGUUGGAGCUUUACAGAAGGCAUGGACCUGAAAGAGUGUGUGGGGUAGUUUGUUUGCUCAAGUGAUUGUCAUGAUUGGAUUAAAAGGGCUAACUGCAAAGAUAAGUUCUCGGAGAGCAGCAAGCAGUUUUGGCAUAUUUGAUCGAGGUUUUAUCCAUAUCUCACGUGGAAUCUGCUGAUAUAUUCACGUCCAUACAUCACUGAAAGGCCUCUCUUCAUUGGUUCUGCUCAGCUUACCAGAUCUGAAGAAACGGCAAUGGUGGCUGAUCAUCUCAGAGAAACUGAGACUCGUAACUGAGGGUCUUGAGGAAGCAGAGGAAACGAUGUCAAGGUCUUAAGAGAGGCAUGAUAAGAUUAUUUUUUGAUAAAAUGACACUAUCUAAGCCACUAAGAAAUGCAAGAAGCAUUAGCCGGUGCUCGCCCAGACAUGAAUGAAGCCCUUGCAUUCUCCAUUAGACUACAUCACAUGCAGUUGAAGAUUCUUAGUUUUUAUACUUAUGGUGUUCAUGAUGUGUUUACAAUGACACAUAAGGAUCGUGUAGAGUGGUAAAGUACGAUUGAUGCUUUACAAGUAGGAAGCCACUUCAUAUGUUGAUGGUGUUUUUGUAUCUGUCUCCUUUCCCCCUUUUUCUUGUCACUUUUUACUCAUCAAUCAUUCGAUUACAGUAAUUAUAAGAAAACACUCAUUGUUCCAAUUUUCUGGGGUUUGCAUUAUAAAUUCUCCUUUGA